Dendrobium catenatum is the source of this 1702-nucleotide messenger RNA. RefSeq names its product molybdenum cofactor sulfurase. Bases 16 to 1455 code for a protein of 479 amino acids. The record is from RefSeq and is a predicted model, not a curated record. NCBI's taxonomy places the organism in Eukaryota, Viridiplantae, Streptophyta, Magnoliopsida, Asparagales, Orchidaceae. The transcript is spliced from 11 exons. Gene Ontology annotation, molecular function: pyridoxal phosphate binding; molybdenum ion binding; catalytic activity.
AUCUAUCAGUUCCACAUGGCGCAUGGUACUUUUUUGGUUCUUCCUUUACUUUCGGUGGAUGAAAUUGGAGUGAAAUUUUUUUUUUUUGUAGUAGAAGUUAGGAUCUGGCAAUUGCAUGAGGCAAAUAUGAAUGCUGGAUCAUUGCAGAAUGAUGAAAUGGCCAGAAAGUUGAAAAUUAACUGUGAAAUGCAUAUGAGUUCAGAGACAGGCUGUUUUUGCAACCCUGGUGCGUGCGCUAAGUUCCUGGGUUUAUCUCAUUUAGAUCUUCUUUCCAACCUUGAGGAUGGACAUGUUUGUUGGGAUGAUGCUGACGUGUUACAUGGAAAACCAACGGGUGCUGUUAGGAUCUCCUUUGGUUAUAUGUCCACAUUUGAGGACGCUGAGAAAUUUCUGACCUUCUUGAUGACUUCUUUUAUUACAAAGACUAUGUUGAAAGUUCUAUAUCCAUCUGAAGCAAAGGCAAAUGCCUUUACUGAUGUAAGAUGGAGACAAUUGGAAGGUGGUGUUCGUUUAAAAUCCAUCACGAUCUAUCCCAUAAAAUCUUGUGGUGGAUUCAGUGUUUCAUGCUGGCCUCUAGUCAACUCUGGAUUAAAAUAUGAUCGUGAAUGGCUUCUCAGAGGAUCAAAUGGUGAAAUUUUGACGCAAAAAAAGGUCCCUAGGUUGUGUCAUAUUCACACAUUUGUCGACCUAGAACAAGAGAGUCUUCAUUUAGAAUCACAAUUUUGCAAAGACGCACUUCAAAUUUCUCUUCAAAAGGAUUUGUCGUCUAGUUUUUUGGAGGAGAUGAAUUUGUAUGGAGAAAGAUAUUUAGUGUAUAUGUAUGGAAAUGAAGUUAACGAGUGGUUCGCUCGAGCCAUUUCACUUCCCUGUACCUUCGUGAGGUGUGCAAGUUCAAUGCAUCGUUCUUGUGUGCGCAAGGCUGACAAUAGACUAGGCAGAGACGUGCAAAGUCAACUAAACUUUACUAAUGAAGCGCAGUUUUUACUGAUAUCUGAAGGGAGCCUUAAUGAUCUCAAUGAUCGGUUAAGAUUGAAUUCUCAGGAAUGUGUUACAGAACAUGGACGGCCACAAAUUGUGGAUUCUAUGAGAUUCCGCCCCAAUCUGGUUAUAUCUGGAGCAGAAGCAUAUGUUGAAGAUAAUUGGGAAACUGUUCAUAUUGGGAAGGCACAGUUCAGUUCAUUAGGUGGAUGCAACCGCUGCCAGAUGAUCAAUAUCGAUCAAGUAAGUGGAGAGGUUCAAAAAUCCAAGGAGCCUCUAGCAACUUUAGCUUCAUAUAGACGAGUGCAGGGGAAGAUUUUGUUUGGUAUUCUACUAAGAUAUGAAAGUCCAGUCUCAGGGGAUGUUGAAGAUGGUUCUGAUGAAGAAGAGCAUUGGCUUGAAGUGGGGCAAAAGGUCUAUUCUUCCCUUAUUAUUAGCUCAGCAAGUCUGCAGAUGGAAAAUAAUCAAACAUUAUGAAUAAACUGAAAUUUUGCAGUUUGGCAGAAUAGGAUUUACAGAGAUUUUGGAGACUCUGUAAAUCAGCUGCAGUAAUGCAAUGAAAAUAAGAUUUUAGAGAGGGUAAUAAGGUUGUGAAAGUAGUUGUGAAAAAUAAGCCUUUACAAUGUGUGGUAUACAGAUUAUUACAUGUAUGCUAUUAUAUGUGACUGGUGUUGUAUAUUUGAUUUCCAAAAUGAGCAUAUAAGACUUAUAUAGAAUUUAAAAA